Zingiber officinale is the source of this 2170-nucleotide messenger RNA. Its product is annotated as beta-fructofuranosidase, insoluble isoenzyme 3-like. Gene Ontology annotation, biological process: carbohydrate metabolic process. Gene Ontology annotation, molecular function: hydrolase activity, hydrolyzing O-glycosyl compounds. Lineage: Eukaryota; Viridiplantae; Streptophyta; Magnoliopsida; Zingiberales; Zingiberaceae. The record is from RefSeq and is a predicted model, not a curated record. Bases 300 to 2030 code for a protein of 576 amino acids. The transcript has 7 exons.
AAAUCGUCUCCCUCAAAAGUCUUCAAAUAAUCUUUCAUUCCUAAAUUUAAUUGUUUAUUUUUAGCAAAGCGUAAGGAUUAGGAUUUAUUUUUUCCUUGACACGAUUUAGCUGGCACGACCAGAUCUCAGACGUCAUUUCCAAGCUCUCCUCUCUCUAUUUAUGCCCGAUCUCCAUCCGACGCUUCAUCUGCGCCCCUCUCGUCUUCUUUCUUUCUUUCCUCUCUGCCCCCUUCUGUUUUUUUUUUUCUGCUUGGAUUUUUUUUUUUGGUCUAGGCGUUUGAUCGGCCGGCGAGAGGGGAAUGGGACCUCGGCGGGGAGCUGGGUGGGUGCUGGCGCUUUUGGCGCUGGCGCAUUGGUGGGCGGCGGCGGUGGAGGCGUCGCAUGCGGUCUACGAAUCGCCUCGGUCCACGCCGCCCGCUGCUCCCGUCGACAGCGAGCUGAGGGCCAGGUACCACUUCCGGCCGCCGAGAAAUUGGAUCAACGAUCCGAAUGGCCCGAUGUACUACAACGGAGUCUACCAUCUGUUUUACCAGUACAACCCUAACGGUUCGGUCUGGGGCAACAUCAUCUGGGCCCACUCGGUCUCCACCGAUUUAAUCAACUGGGAGGCGCUCGAACCGGCAAUCUACCCCACCAUCCCGUCCGAUAUUAACGGGUGCUGGUCCGGAUCCGCCACCAUCCUGCCGGGCAACCGCCCCGUCAUCAUGUACACGGGCAUCGACCCGCAGAACCGCCAGGUCCAGAACGUGGCGUACCCGAAGAACCUUACGGACACGUACCUCCGCGAGUGGGUCAAGCCCGACUACAACCCGGUGAUCGCGCCCGGUUCGGGAAUCAACGCGAGCGCGUUCCGCGACCCCACCACGGCGUGGCGCGGCGGCGGCCACUGGAAGCUGGUGGUCGGGAGCAAGUGGAACAAGAAGGGGGAGGCGAUCCUUUACCGGAGCCGCGACUUUGUGCGGUGGGUUAAGGCGAAGCACUCGCUGCACGCGUCGAGGGGCACCGGGAUGUGGGAGUGCCCGGACUUCUACCCGGUGGCGCUACGCGGCCAGCAGGGCCUCGACACGUCGGCGGCCGGAGGCUCCGACGUGAAGCACAUCCUGAAGGUGAGCCUGGACCUGACGCGGUACGAGUACUACACGAUCGGGACGUAUGACCACGUCAAGGACAAGUACGUGCCCGACGGCACGUCGCCGGACGACCACACCGGGCUGCGGUACGACUACGGCAACUUCUACGCGUCGAAGACGUUCUUCGACCCGAAGAAGAACAGGAGGAUCUUGUGGGGGUGGGCCAAUGAGUCCGACACCGUGGACGACGACAAGGCCAAGGGAUGGGCAGGAAUCCAGACUAUUCCAAGAACUAUUUGGCUUUCCAGAAACGGCCGCCAGCUUAUGCAAUGGCCCAUCGAGGAGCUCGAAUCUCUGAGAAGCAAGCACAUCGUUGUCCAGAACACGCAGGUGCCGAGUGGUGGUUUCUUUGAAGUGCAGGGAAUCGAUUCCUCUCAGGUGGAUGUAGAGGUGACUUUUGAAGUGACAGGGCUGGAAAAAGCUGAGGCCUUCGAUCUUUCAUGGACGACUAAUGCCGAAGCACUCUGUGGCCAGAAGAGAGCAAAUGUCAGGGGUGGAGCCGGGCCAUUUGGUCUCCAUGUUCUAGCUUCAGCCAACAUGGAAGAGAGAACUUCCGUCUUCUUCAGAAUCUUCAAAGCUCAAACAAAAUACAAGGUCCUCAUGUGCCAUGAUCCUACCAGGUCAACGCUGAGACCAAACAUGUACAAACCAACGUUUGCGGGCUUUGUCGAUGUCGAUAUACCUGAAAGUGGCAAAAUAUCUUUGAGGAGUUUGAUUGAUCACUCUGUGGUGGAGAGCUUUGGGGCAGGGGGGACAACAUGCAUUACAUCCAGAGUUUAUCCCAGCAUAGCCAUUGGAAGAAAUGCUCAUCUAUUUGUGUUCAACAAUGGAUUAGUCAAUGUGAAAGUAUCAAAGCUCGAAGCAUGGGAGAUGAAGAGACCCUUCAUGAAUGGAGCAUGAGACUGCAUUCAUCGUAAUGUCCUCUAGAAGGCUUCUUAGUUAAUUUCGAACUGAGAACUUGAUUCGUAAUGUUGAGCAUAUUAUCUUCUGUCACUGCCAUAUGUAACAGAUAAAUGAAAUAAGGAUAUAUUCUUCUGAUA